Messenger RNA from Cercocebus atys (sooty mangabey), 819 nucleotides. RefSeq lists its product as uncharacterized. Bases 1 to 819 code for a protein of 272 amino acids. Lineage: Eukaryota; Metazoa; Chordata; Mammalia; Primates; Cercopithecidae. Gene Ontology annotation, molecular function: nucleosomal DNA binding. The transcript has 4 exons. Gene Ontology annotation, cellular component: chromatin; nucleus. The record is from RefSeq and is a predicted model, not a curated record. Gene Ontology annotation, biological process: chromatin organization.
AUGGUGAUGCUGCCUGUUUGUGAAGGCAUCGAAGCUGCUGGUGAUCCAGAACGUAUGACCAAAAACAUGCACAAAGCAGUCUACCUGAGCCUGGGAAACCCUGAUGGAUUUCCCAGGAGACCUGAAGGUGGAGGCAGGGUGCCUGAGGCUGGUGUAGCCCUUGGGCCAGUCACUGCCCCCGCACCAACCCCCAUCCCUAAGGCCCCUCUACAGGUCCUGAGCAGCAAGUGGGAAGACGAAAACAGCACAAGCACAAGCAAAGUCACCUGCAAAGAGCCGUGUGGAAGUGAAUGGUCCUUCUCCCAGAAUCUGAUCACAGCAGACCAGUGUUCAUUGCCUAAGGCAGCAGUUAACUUCAGCCUUCAGAUGAGGGACAACCAUUUCCUUGAUGGAGCCAUGAGGCAUCGAUGCCAUCAUGGAACCUCUUCAUGGGUUUGGACUCCUCCCUUUAUCUUUCUUUCUGUGGAGGAGCCAGUUGCUAUCAGUAUUCAGAUUAAAGGACCUAUCAACCAGUGCCUACAUCCCACCACCGUCGCCACCACCACCAUCCCCGAUAGAAAGGCUGAAGGGGAUGCUAAAGGAGAUAAAGCCAAGGUGAAGGAUGAACCACAGAGAAGAUCUGUGAGGUUAUCGGCUAAACCUGCUCCUCCAAAGCCAGAGCCCAAGUCUAAAAAGGCCCCUGCAAAGAAGGGAGAGAAGGUACCCAAAGGGAAAAAGGGAAAGGCUGAUGCUGGCAAGGAGGGGAAUAACCCUGCAGAAAAUGGAGAUGCCAAAACAGACGGGGCACAGAAAGCUGAAGGUGCUGGAGAUGUCAAAUGA